AUGGCACGGCACGGCAGUCGGGCCUACGUCCUGCUGUCUCUCAGUCAGCAGGACGGCAUCGAGCAGCACAUGGACUUUGACAACCGUUACACUCUGCUGGAGCUGUUUGCUGAAACCACGUCGUCAGAGGAGCACGGCAUCUCCUUCGAAGGGAUCCACCUGCCUCAGAUUCCCGGGAAGCUGCUGUUCUCUCUGGUGAAGCGUUACCUGUGCGUGACGUCUCUGAUGGACAAACUCAACACGGCGGGGGCGGAGUCUCCCUCUGACCGACAGGACGCCAGCCCCUCCCCCGCCUCCUCCAGCGCCGCCCACCAGACGGAGCACCUCCGUGUUCAGCGGGAGUUCGACUUCACCAUGGCCAUGGCCAACCUGAUCUCAGAGCUGGUCCGCGUGAUGGGCUGGGACCGGAACCGCCAGCCUCCAGAUGGCUCCGCCCACCACCUGGAUGGAGGCGGGGCCUGUGUAGAGGACCAGGGGGACGAGGCGCUGUCCCGCCCCCUCCUAAGGUCCAUCUUCCAGCCUCGCUUCUGCGCCUCCCCCGUCAUCCUCGCCGCCACCUCCACUGUAGCAGCUCCUGCUGCCACGCCGCCAAAGAAGAAGACAGGAAACGGAUACAAGACGCGCUCCGACUUCGCCAGCCGCUCGGCCUACGUGGAGUACGUGCAGGACAACCUGAAGAGCGGCAUGAUGGUCCGCAUGCUGGAGGACUACGAGGAGGUGAGCGCCGGAGACGAAGGAGAGUUUCGCUACAGCAACGACGGCUCGCCACCUGUUCAGGUGUACUGGAACUCCCUGUCCAGGACUUACUGGGUGCACUGGCACAUGGUGGAGAUAGUGGGCAGCGGCGGCAGCAGUCAGGCUGAGAAGGAGACGCAGGAGAAAGCCUCGUCCCUGACAGAGACCCUCAAACUCACCGCAGUGAGUCAGACGUUCUUCUCGAAGCCCCCCGGCGGUCUCUACUCGCUGCCGUACCUGUCCGAGGGUCUGCAGAGGGAGCCGCUGGCUCUGAGCCGGGCCGAGUGGUGGGAGAUCCUGUUCUUCAUUAAGAAACUGGAGCCCAAACAGCAGCAGGAGGUCAACGGCAUCCUGCUGCAGAGCCUGGAAGACCAGGACGCGGUGCUGGACGACUCGGCUCUGAUCGGUCUGUCUGUGCCCGGAGACGUGGCGAAGAAGCUGCUUCACUACCUGAAGCAGAAGCUGCCAUCAUCGUGCCUCAGCGACCUCCUCUGCUCCCACGCCUUCUGCAAGCACUACCUGAGGAGAGGAGGGGGGAGUCUGGAGGACGAGGAGCUGCUGGCUGAAAGCUCUCUGAGCUCAUCCGGCCUCGGAGGAGGAGGUGGAGGUGGAGGACAGAGCUCCUCCUCUUCAUCGUCAGCCUCAGCGUCCUCGUCCUCAGCGAUGGGCUCCGUCUCCAAGAAAGCAAAGAAGGAACCUCCUGCCGACUCCGGCUGCGGCAGCCCGGAGACAGAGAGCGAGCUGCCCUCAGAGGACGACAGCAAGUACCCCGAAGACCUGGAGGACAAGAUGAAAGUGUUCAACAACCCGAGGGUUCAGGGGAAGAAGACGGUUUUGGAGAAGUUGGGGGAGGUGGUGGACAUCCUGAAGAAAGGGGGGGCGGGCUCAGACCAGGCCCAGCAGCUGGCCGCCGUCCUCUUCAUCACCCGGCUGCUGGAGGACAAGGGGACGCAGGAGAAGAACUCCAUGAGGAGCGACUCUGCCCAGACUAUCCGGGACAAGGUGCUGAAGCUGCUGGUGGAGCUGCUGGGCUCAUCCUCCAAAGACCUGGUGACCAGUACGCUGAGGCUCACUCACCUCCUCAUGCUGAAAUAUGAGUGGAGGGUCUCCUUCGCCACCGAGGGCGGAGUCAAAGCCGUCCUGUCCUGCAUGCAGGAGUUCUCCACUGUCACUCACAUCCAGCAGCUGGCGCUCGCAACUCUGAAGGUGAUCACUGGAGCCAGUAAACACGACCUCCGCAGCGUCGGCAGCAGCGUCCCGCUCUCCGAGUCCGGCACCCAGAUGAUGUUGGAGAUCUUCGCCAGCAUCGGCUCGGCCACGCCCGAAGGCUCCAAAGGCCUUCUGGGAGCCGUCCCCGCCGCCAUCGACCUCAUGCUCCAGACUAAAGGGUGA
This is a messenger RNA of Morone saxatilis (striped sea-bass), 2127 nucleotides long. RefSeq names its product cullin-9-like. The record is from RefSeq and is a predicted model, not a curated record. The transcript is spliced from 10 exons. NCBI's taxonomy places the organism in Eukaryota, Metazoa, Chordata, Actinopteri, Moronidae. Bases 1 to 2127 code for a protein of 708 amino acids.